GUACCGACCUCGCAUCAAACCGGCCUUUUCUAUUUACCACCAAAAAAAAAAAAAAAUCUCGCCAACAGAAAAUGACCGACGCAUCACGCUGGAAGGCCACCCUUUACGUCGGCGGCCUACCCGCCGCGGCGACAGAGGCGAGCCUGCACGAUGCAUUCAUCCCCUUUGGCGAAAUAGCCGACGUGAAGAUGCCCAAGAAUGACAACCCAAAAUCGGCAGAGACGCACCGGGGCUUUGCAUAUGUCGAGUAUGAGGAUGCAGAUGAUGCAAAAGAAGCCAUGGACAACAUGGACCAGUCAGAGUUCUUCGGUAGAAUUAUCAAAGUCCAUGCUGCAAAGCCACCAAAGAGUGCUAAUGAGGGACUGGGCAGCAAGACGGCUGUCUGGGAGCAGGAGGGAUGGCUUGCGAAAAAUGCCGUCAGUGAGGAGGACAGGUUGGCUGGGGAUCAGUCAGUCAUGGCAACGGAAUCUGCUCCUCCAGCAGAAGAUCCGAUGCAAGGACUUGAAGGAUUAGAUGUUGCCGGGCCUAGACCUGAAUGAAAAGAAUUUUAGGCUGUGGCGGUCGACUGUUGUAAUUUGCAUAGCAUCGGCGUUGGAUGGCGUUCAGGGUAUCACGUGUUUGGAUCAUCCAGAAGAGGCUUAGAAGCCAUGAUGGGGACAUCAACAACAAAGUGUUUGAGAGUCGGGAA
Messenger RNA from Pyricularia grisea, 688 nucleotides. RefSeq lists its product as uncharacterized. The coding region runs from base 72 to 539 and encodes 155 amino acids. The transcript has 2 exons. Gene Ontology annotation, molecular function: RNA binding. Lineage: Eukaryota; Fungi; Ascomycota; Sordariomycetes; Magnaporthales; Pyriculariaceae. The record is from RefSeq and is a predicted model, not a curated record.